This is a messenger RNA of Pecten maximus, 1814 nucleotides long. Its product is annotated as RING-box protein 2-like. The transcript is spliced from 3 exons. The record is from RefSeq and is a predicted model, not a curated record. Gene Ontology annotation, biological process: protein ubiquitination; ubiquitin-dependent protein catabolic process. Gene Ontology annotation, molecular function: zinc ion binding; ubiquitin protein ligase activity; cullin family protein binding. Gene Ontology annotation, cellular component: Cul5-RING ubiquitin ligase complex; nucleus. The coding region runs from base 11 to 319 and encodes 102 amino acids. NCBI's taxonomy places the organism in Eukaryota, Metazoa, Mollusca, Bivalvia, Pectinida, Pectinidae.
UCAAACAAAGAUGGCGGACGACAUGGAGGUUGAUAGAGAAGCAGCUAAAAAACCUGAAAAAAUGUUUACCCUAAAGAAGUGGAAUUUAGUUGCAAUGUGGAGUUGGGACGUAGAAUGUGAUACAUGUGCAAUUUGUCGGGUACAAGUGAUGGAUGCCUGUCUUCGAUGUCAAUCCGAGAAUAAACAAGAUGAUUGUGUUGUUGUAUGGGGCGAGUGCAACCAUUCAUUCCACCUGUGUUGUAUGACCUUGUGGGUUAAACAGAACAAGCGCUGUCCAUUAUGUCAACAGGACUGGGAGGUUCAGAGGAUCGGCAAAUAGAAUGCAUGGCUGCUAAAAUACGAAAGUGUGUUAAUAUUGUUUGUGGAGAACCUGAUCCAUCUGCAAAAGUGUUGAAAGAUGCUUCAAGGAUAAAUAUUGUGCAUCAAUAUUGAACAUUGAUCUUGACAUGGUUCAGAACAUAUUCAAAGAAGUUUAAGACUCUGAAUGCUUGAAGUAUUUCAAUAAUUUUACUAUAAGUUUGCUUUAUUCGUAGCAUUUUUCUGUGCAUAACCAAAGGAAUCUCGGUAACAUAGUAUACUAAGUUUCAACUUUCCCUUUUCAUGGAAGCUGAACCUUGUUAGUAACAACACAACCUUAAAAAUAUUUUUACAUUAGUUUAUUUUUUUCUGCAGAUAUGUUGUAAAUGACUUCAGAAAACACGGAAACACAAGCAUCUUUCAACUUUUUAAAAUCCUUUGCUUUGGUUUGCUUCUGGUUUUGAUCAAAAGAGGAACUCUCUCUAUACCAGCACAGAGCGGUUUGAGAGGUUCACUAUUUAUUUAUUUAUUUUAAAUGAAGUCUGGAUAGUAAUAUACUGAUAAGUGUUCCAGGUUUGUUUUUUUGUCUUGAUAUGGUUCUGUAAAGUAUAAAUGAAUGGAUUAUGUAAUUCUGUAGUCCAGUAACAGAGAAUCUUACCGACAAGAAUGACAACAUGAUAAACUUUGUGAUCAGACAUUGGUGGCAAAUCCAUGAAUGCUGAUUGGUUAUUUUGAUCAGAUUCCAGGAAAUUAAUACUUUAUCAGCUCCCCUCUUCAUUUUUGUAGAAUCAUCAAUUUUAUAACAGUAAGCAAAAAGUGGUUUACAAAUAAGCUUUCUCCAAACUUUAAUACAUGUACUAAAAUUUUACACUUGGUAGAUCACUUAUUUUAAGAUAAAUGCAUAUACAGUAUUACUUUUCUUCCCUAGUAUUAAACACAGGAGCUUGGCAUGAUUUUCCAAAUGAUAGUCCAUAUAUAUGUAAUAUAUACACUAUAAUACAGUUAAAGUGUCCUCGACACUAUAAUACAUAUAUAUAUAUGGACCAUCGUUUGAAAAAUCAAACCAGGCCCCUGUGGUAUUAAAUAACCAAUUCAACCUACCUAGAAUUUGCAUAUAAUUGAAAUUUGUCAACAGUUGACAUUUUAUCAUAUUUACUAUAUAGGUUAUGAUUCAAUUUAAAAUAUGGCUGAAAUAUUGAUAUAUAUACCUUGAUAGAUUAUAAAAAAAAGAUAUUUGUUCAGGUGACACUGAAAUGAAUUGUAUCUGAUUUUUGCCCCAUAAAAGUAUUGAAAUUUCAUACGGGCACUUUUAACAUACUACUUCCCUUGCUUGAUGAAACGUUUGAAAGUACUGGUGCCAUUAUGGAGGUUUCCGGUGGAAUUCUGAUGUCUUGGGAUUAAUAGUACUUUACACAUCAUUUCCUUAUGUGUGAUGUAGGAUCAAUCAUGAUACAAGCAACAGUUUAUGGUUUUAUACAUGUACAUUGUGAAAGUUCUUAUAAAUGAUUUAAAUGCUA